This is a messenger RNA of Chrysoperla carnea, 678 nucleotides long. RefSeq lists its product as uncharacterized. The transcript is spliced from 3 exons. NCBI's taxonomy places the organism in Eukaryota, Metazoa, Arthropoda, Insecta, Neuroptera, Chrysopidae. The record is from RefSeq and is a predicted model, not a curated record. The coding region runs from base 73 to 678 and encodes 201 amino acids.
AGAAAGGUUUUAAAAUUAAUGUCCCAUAUACUGGACAAAGUGAAUCAUCGGUUGUAAAUAAAAAACAUAAAAAUGGCCAGAAAACCUUUAAGCUCCAACGAUAUUCUCCAAAUGUUGGAAUCAGGCAAUGUAUCUGACAUAGAUUUAUCGGAGGAUGAUGAAGAAGAUCUCAUUGAAAUAGCAGAUGACUCUUUAAUUUUUAACGACCCUGCAUUAAUUGGUAGAAGAGAAAAUUUUGUAAGAGUAGGGGCGGAUGUGAUUCAUAAUAAUCAGACCGAAUUGCCUGAAGAUUUAAUUUUUGAAGAAAGUGACGAUGAAAGUUCUAAAGAAAAUAUAGAUACUUCGAACAAGCAAAUUUCUACAAAAGCAGCUAAAAUAAAAAUACAGUGGAAAAAAGCUGAAUUUCAAAUAAAAAAACUGGACGCAUGGGACAAUAGUUUCGAAUGCGAAGAAGUUGGGUCUCCAAUUUCGUAUUUUAAUAAAUACUUGCCCGCUGAAUAUUUUUCGGAAAUCGCCCAAUAUACAAAUAUGUAUGCCUUGCAGCAAGAUAAGAAGGGGUUCAAACCUUGCAAAGAGCAAGAAAUACAAAUUUUAUUCGCGUUGCACAUGAUGAUGGGAUGUUUAAAAUUCCCGCAAAUUACAUUAUAUUACAAAAAUUUGGUACUCUGGGCACCAUAA